AUGGCGACCACGACGGCUACGGCGAUCCAGAGUGCUCGCCCACCGAUUCUCCCCAAGAACUUCUCCGCACACCAGCCCGAGACGAUUCGCCUCUACCCCCUGUCCAACUACACAUUCGGCACCAAGGAGACACAACCUGAGGAGGACCCAUCAGUGCCGGCGCGACUCAAGCGCCUGGAGGAGCACUAUGAGCUACACGGCAUGCGCCGGACGUGUGAGGGCGUCCUGGUCUGUCACGAACACAAUCACCCUCACGUGUUGAUGCUGCAGAUCGCCAAUGCGUUCUUUAAGCUGCCGGGCGACUAUCUACACCACGAAGACGAAGAGAUCGACGGGUUCAAGAAGCGGCUGAACGAGAGGCUGGCACCCGUCGGCUCGCAGUUCUCUGGCGAGGGCGUCAACGAAGACUGGGAGAUUGGUGACGCGCUGGCGCAAUGGUGGCGCCCGAAUUUCGAGACCUUCAUGUACCCGUUUCUGCCGGGCCAUGUCACGCGCCCCAAGGAGUGCAAGAAGCUGUAUUUCAUCCAGUUGCCCAAGAAGAAGGUCCUCUCUGUCCCCAAGAACAUGAAGCUGCUUGCCGUGCCUCUGUUCGAGCUAUACGACAACACCGGUCGCUACGGUCCCCAGCUGUCGGCCAUCCCGCAUCUUCUCUCGCGAUACAACUUCGAGUUUGUGGACGAGAACGACAAUGUCGUCGCCGCAACCCCCGGGACUCCUCUGGCGGAGCACCAGAUCCCGCGCACCAAGGUUGUGGCAGGCGACGAUGGGCAGGAUACGGGGAUGACGGAUCUCGGAGAGGAAAAGGGCACCGAUGGGCAGUAG
Messenger RNA from Penicillium alfredii, 822 nucleotides. RefSeq names its product cleavage and polyadenylation specificity factor subunit 5. Gene Ontology annotation, molecular function: mRNA binding. The coding region runs from base 1 to 822 and encodes 273 amino acids. The record is from RefSeq and is a predicted model, not a curated record. Gene Ontology annotation, cellular component: mRNA cleavage factor complex. The transcript is spliced from 4 exons. Lineage: Eukaryota; Fungi; Ascomycota; Eurotiomycetes; Eurotiales; Aspergillaceae.